Heterobasidion irregulare TC 32-1 is the source of this 1355-nucleotide messenger RNA. RefSeq names its product serine protease. The record is from RefSeq and is a predicted model, not a curated record. The annotation marks the transcript as partial. NCBI's taxonomy places the organism in Eukaryota, Fungi, Basidiomycota, Agaricomycetes, Russulales, Bondarzewiaceae. The transcript has 5 exons.
AUGGUUCCACCCCCCGCCCUCCCUUUCGCCGGCCCACAUCCUUCACCAGGCCCGUCUCGAUCGACGCCUUCCCUCCGCGCCCCCGGCCUCCGCUCACACACUCCCACCCUAAUCCCCUCCUCUUCGCUCAGUCCCCCCGCGCUCUCACCCGGGACACAUCCUACAGCACCCCCCGCCAACGAGCCCUCCGUUAGUCCCAACGCUCGCCCCCGCAAGCGCCGCCGCCGGCAGAUCCCACACUUGCCGGGGCCUAACGCCGGCGCGGGCCCCAGCACCGUAGGUCGUCCAUUAGACUUGCGCUCGCGCGACCACAACCACAACCACGACGACGACGACCCCACGCGCUUUGAAAAGGAGCUGCUCGCAGAGCUCACAUGCGAGAUCUGCUUCACGCUGCUCUACCAGCCCGUCACCACGCCUUGCCAACAUGAAUUCCCAGAGACGUACACGGAACGCGGGAGGUUGGUCGAGGAGGAGGAACGCGACGCGCGCCUCGAUACGCCCAUUUUCAUCGGGCAGCUCUCCUUCCCCGGCAUGCCUACCGUGCUGCACUUCUUCGAACCUCGGCAAGUCUACCGUCUGAUGCUUCGUCGAUGCCUCGAGUCGCCGACGCCGCGCUUCGGGAUGAUCAUGCCUCCCCGUGCCGGGGUAGGAAGCGCAGGCGCGGCCGGGAACGACUUUGGCACCAUGCUCGAGAUCAGGAGCGUCAGGAUGCUCCCGGACGGGCGAAGCGUGAUCGAGACCUGGGGUUCGCACCGGUUCAGGGUCAUGGAGCGCGGCACGCUCGACGGGUACAUGGUCGGCAGGAUCGAGCGGAUAGACGACUUUCCGGAGGAGCUCGAGGACACGGACGAGAGCUUGACCGCGGCGCUGCAUCCCUCUCAACCGAUGCCCUCGAUCGUCGCCUCGCCCGUCAGCACCUCAGCGCCCCAAGCCACGUCCUCGCGCGCAUCUUCCCCCUUUCCGUCGACCUCUGCGCCCGCACUCGCCGCCGCCGCCGCCGCCUCCACCGCCGCGAGCCGCGUGCCGUUACCCGCGCGCCCGCGGCCGCCGCCGCUCGUGCCGAGCAACGAAACGCUGAUGAUGUUCUGCCGGAGCUUCGUCGAGCAGCUCCAGCGCGGCGCGGCGCCGUGGGUCGUGCAGCGGCUGAACCACACGUACGGGCCGAUGCCGGCGGACCCGCGCAGCUUCUGCUUCUGGAUGGCGCUGGUGCUCCCGAUCAACGAGGUCGAGAAGUCGAAACUGCUGCCGAUCAAGUCGCCGCGCCUGCGCCUGCGCCUGGUCGUGUACUGGAUCGAGCAGCUCAAGAGCAACUGGUGCGCGGCCGCCCUUGUGCUUCCCCUCUUUACGCGGUG